UACUGGCGACACAGUGAACGUUCGACCGUUCAAGACACCAAAAUGAGACUGCUCCUCCUCCUUCUUGCCAUCCUGCCGCUGGCCAUGGCCGCGCCUAAGUCGUCGGCCACGGGCCGCUUGGCCAUUCGCUACGACUUCUUCAAGGUCUACAGUUUGUUCAUUGAGAACGAAGAGCAGAUGGAAGAGUUGAAGAAAAUCAACGAGGAAAUUUCCGUGCAUUUCCUCAACGAGCUGGCUGGUCCUGGUAAUAGUUACAACAUCAUUGUGGGUCCCCUGCUCCAGAAGUACGUUGAGAAUACCCUGGAAUACUUGGAGAUUGUCUAUAAGGUGAUUGUCGACGAUCUGCAGAAAUUGCUGGAUAAGUCAGCUGUGGAUAAGGACUCUGAGAUGGAGUGGGAGUCGUAUCACACACUGGACACGAUCUACGACUGGGUGGACAAGGAGUGCGCCGCCCACGACUACCUGGAGUGCAAGGUGAUUGGCCAGUCGUACGAGGGUCGCGACAUCAAGAGCAUCAGGCUGUCGAAGCGGGAGGGCAACAAGGCCAUCUUCCUAGAGGGCAACAUACACGCCAUGGAGUGGAUCUCCUCGGCCACCGUCACCUUCCUCCUCAACCAGCUGAUUAACUCCGACGACCCUGAGAUGCAGCGCCUGAGCGAGGAGUACGACUGGAUUGUGGUGCCCAUGGUCAACCCCGAUGGUUUCGUCUACACCCACGAGGUGGAGCGCCUGUGGCGCAAGAACCGCCGCCCCAAUGGCGCCACCAACUCCUCCGGCAUCUGCUACGGCAUCGACAUGAACCGCAACUUCGACUACCACUGGGGCGGUGCUGGCUGGAAUAUCGAUGAGCCCUGUGAUCACUGGUUCGGCGGCGACGAGCCCAACACCGAGAUCGAGAUCCUCUCCCUGCAGUCAUUUGUCAGCUCCUUCGACGACGGCUACAUCCGUUCCUACAUGGCCUUCCACGCCUACGGCCAGUACGUGCUCCUGCCCUACGGCCACAGCAACACCGAGUUCCCCCCCAACUACGAGCAGAUGAAGCGCAUUGCCGCCGCCUUCUCCGAUGCUGCGUCUGAGCCCUACGGCUCUGGCUUCACCUACGGCGCCAGCGGUCUGCUAAACUAUGUCGUCUCUGGAGCUGCCAAGGAUUGGGCCUACGGUGUCAAGAACAUCCCCUUCACCUGCACCGUGGAGCUGCGCGACAAGGGCACCUACGGCUUCUUCCUGCCCUCCAACCAGAUCACCGAGGUGGGCGUCGAGGUUACGGCUGGUCUGAUUGGCUUGGUCAACAAGGCAGCCGAGGAGGGUAUCUUUGAUUAAACAACACCAGUCCGGGCGAUGGAAAACCUCUGUGUGAAUAUACCGAUUUAUAUGUAGCUUCUGUAGAAAAUAAUAAAUAUAUUCAUUUAUAUUUA
Drosophila obscura is the source of this 1415-nucleotide messenger RNA. RefSeq names its product zinc carboxypeptidase. Lineage: Eukaryota; Metazoa; Arthropoda; Insecta; Diptera; Drosophilidae. The record is from RefSeq and is a predicted model, not a curated record. The coding region runs from base 43 to 1320 and encodes 425 amino acids. The transcript is spliced from 4 exons. Gene Ontology annotation, biological process: proteolysis. Gene Ontology annotation, molecular function: metallocarboxypeptidase activity; zinc ion binding.